AUGCUGUUCCUGGUGCUGUUCCUGAUGCUGUUCCUGGUGCUGUUCCUGGUGCUGUUCCUGAUGCUGUUCCUGGGGCUGUUCCUGGUGCUGUUCCUGGUACUGUUGCUGGUGCUGUUCCCGGUACUGUUCCUGAUGCUGUUGCCUGUUCCUGACUGUUCCUGGUGCUGUUCUGAUGUUGUUCCUGGUGCUGUUCUGGUACUGUUCCUGGUGCUGUUCCCGGUACCGUUCCUAAUGCUGUUGCUGGUGCUGCUCCUGAUGCUGUUGCUGAUGCUGGUGCUGUUCCUGAUGUUGUUUCCGGUACUGUUCCUGAUGCUGUUGCUGGUGCUGGUGCUGUUCCUGAUGCUGUUCCUGGUGCUGACUCUACCAGGCUUUCCUCGCUUCUCAAAUGUCGUCUUUAUGGAAACUCGUAGACUUUUUCUUGUGGUCUACUUGAGUCAGUCUUUCAUUACAUUGUGA
Molecule: messenger RNA, 456 nt
Organism: Homarus americanus (American lobster)
Lineage: Eukaryota; Metazoa; Arthropoda; Malacostraca; Decapoda; Nephropidae
Exons: 1
Coding region: 1-456 (151 amino acids)
Source: RefSeq, a predicted model, not a curated record